CCAACUUGUUCUAUAUACACACUCAGCCUCUCUCAUCAAUUCACAGUUUGAUUCAAACAAAACAAAACCCAAAUUGUUGAUCACGAUGACGAUGAAGAAAAUGGGUUUCUUGAUUAUCAUCUCUACAGUGCUGUUUGUGUGCGGUUCGGUGGGUGAGGCGUCGACGAACACAGAUCAGUGUACCAAGGAAUUCGACAAGGUGACGGCGUGCCUGAAUUACGCGACGGCCAAGGCGGCGACGCCGACCAAGGACUGCUGCGAUGGGGUGACGGAGUUGAAGACAAGUAAGCCAGUGUGCCUGUGUUACUUCAUACAGCAGACUCACAACGGCAGUCAGGAGAUCAAGAGCUUGGGGAUACAAGAGGCUAGGUUGCUUCAGCUGCCUUCUGCUUGCAAGCUCGCUAAUGCCUCUGUCAGUGACUGCCCAAAGCUUCUAAACAUUCCGGUAACCUCUCCGGAUUAUGCCAUUUUCACGAACUUUUCAUCAUCAAUAACGCCAACGACUACACCGGUGACAGCAGAUGACUCGAGUGGAUCCAAGCAUGGAGUACUGAACAAUGCAGGAGUAUUAGCCGCCAUAGCUACUGUCAUCGUCUUCCUCUGUGUAUUCCCAGCUGGUGUUGCGUCUUCAACGCACGCACGCGGGUGAGGAUUCAAUGAGCAUGCAGGCACUGUAAAGCCUGUGGUACUUCUUGAUUUCCCUAUUUUACCUUGUUAUGUGGAGGAAUUUAACUCUCUAAGUACUCCUAGUUUCUUUUCUGUUUUUUUUCUUUUUUUGUGUGUGUUUUCGGUAACUAGACGCUCAAGUUUUCACCACUUAUUUUAUUGUUCACUUUUUGUUCCGGCCAAAAAGGAACAUACGAUCUUUAACUUCUUGCUCAACGGAGUUUGAGUCUUAAAACUAUGAGUCCAUUUUCUAAAUGAGACAAUUUUUAAUGA
Molecule: messenger RNA, 939 nt
Organism: Cornus florida
Lineage: Eukaryota; Viridiplantae; Streptophyta; Magnoliopsida; Cornales; Cornaceae
Product: non-specific lipid transfer protein GPI-anchored 1-like
Exons: 2
Coding region: 86-649 (187 amino acids)
Source: RefSeq, a predicted model, not a curated record